GAUUUUUUUUUUUUUUUUUUUUUUAUUGAGUUCUGGUGGUCACGUUUGAUCUUCACCUCUCCGAUCUUCUGAAAGCCUUCGCUUUAUUGUUUAUCGAGGAGUGUAACUUGUACAACUUUGCGCAAAUGAUUAACUGGUUCAACAGCUUCAUGAGCUUUUAACUGAGGGUUUUUUUUUUUUUUUUUUUUUUUUUUUUUUUUGAUUUUGAUGGGGUUGGUGUUUAACGAGAUGGGUUAUCUUCUGAUUCGUGAAUGAAGUCAGUGAUCGAAACCCUAACCCUAAUUUGGAUUCUGUGGGAAAAUUGACGAAACUGUGGAUGGAAUUUCUCUAGUUCUGAUUUAUCAGUUAUGGAUUGCAAGGAGCUCAAUUUGAACGAAGAUUGUGGAGGCUGUGGUAGCGGGGUAAAGAGUGGGGGAGAUGGGUUUAUAGACAGGAGCAAAGUUAGGAUUUUGCUGUGCGAUAAUGAUUCCAAAAGUGCAGAUGAGGUUUACAAGCUUCUUUUGAAAUGUUCUUACCAAGUCAUUUCCGUGAGUUCGGCUAGACAGGUCAUUGAUGCUUUGAAUGCGGAAGGACCUGAAAUUGAUAUUAUACUCUCGGAAGUUGACCUACCAAUGGCCAAAGGUAUGAAAAUGUUGAAGUACAUCACUCGGGAUAAAGAGCUGCGACGCAUUCCUGUUAUCAUGAUGUCAACACAAGAUGAGGUCCCUAUAGUCGUUAAGUGCUUGAGGCUUGGAGCAGCUGACUAUCUUGUAAAGCCUUUACGAACAAAUGAGCUAUUAAACUUAUGGACACACAUGUGGAGAAGAAGACGCAUGCUUGGACUGGCAGAAAAGAACAUCUUGAAUUAUGAAUUUGAUAUGGUGGCAUCAGACCCAAGUGAUGCUAAUACAAAUAGUACUACUUUGUUCUCGGAUGACACGGAUGACAAGUCACGUAGGAGCACAAAUCCGGAGAUGGGAAUUGCAACACAUCAGGAAGAUGAGUCUGGUAUUGCUUCUGCACUGGUAGAGCUUCCUGCUGUUUAUUCUGUGGAACAUCAGCCAGAUGUACCUGGAAUUAGUGAGCGUCGAACAGGGCAACUUUUAUCAUGCCCUAGAAAGAGUGAACUAAAGAUCGGUGAAUCAUCUGCAUUCUUUACAUAUGUCAAAUCAAGAACUCUAAAAAACAAGGCAGUAGAUGAAGAAGACAAUGCCAAACGACUUUUGCUGGAUGAAAAUCAUCAAGAAACUGGUCAGCACCCAGUUCGUCUUCCCCAAAUACAAGAAAGUGGGGAGGCCUUGGAAACCCAUUCACAAGGAGACGAGUUCCCAAGCAGUACUAGUUUUCCUGAUUCUUUUUCUAUGGAGAAAUCUUGUACGCCACCUGCUGGCUCAGAAGUUCACAGGGAAGGAAACAUCAAUGAAGAAAAUCGCUCUCAAGUGCAUGUGCAUCCUCAAAAUGGAUCUCAACAUGAUAUGUCAGGCCUACCUGUGCAAACACAAACUGCUUAUCCGUUCUAUAUGCCAGAAGGUAUGAUGUCGGCGCAACUGUACCAAAAGAACCUGCAUGAUAUGCAAAAUCGUGCGGCAAUGAUGUCACAAUAUGGUCAAUUUCAUCAUUGUCCUCCCAAUAUAAGUGGUGUUGCAUCUUAUCCUUAUUACCCUAUGAAUAUAUGUUUACAACCUGGUCAAAUGUCAGCUUCUACCAAUACUCAUUCAUGGCCAUCUUUUGGAAAUUCAUCUUCCAAUGAAGCAAAAUCGAACAAAUUGGAUAGAAGAGAGGCUGCACUGAUUAAAUUUAGGCAGAAAAGGAAAGAGCGUUGUUUUGAUAAGAAGAUUAGGUAUGUUAAUAGGAAACGGCUUGCAGAGAGGAGGCCUCGUGUUCGAGGCCAGUUUGUUAGAAAGGUAAAUGGUGUCAAUGUAGAUCUAAAUGGACAUCCUGCAUCAGCUGAUGAUGUCGAGGAUGAAGAUGACGAUGAGGAGCAACUAUCAAGGGAUUCCUCUCAUGAAGAUGAUGUUUCAGGAUAUUAGAAGAGAUUUGCUGUCCAAGUGACAAAGGAAAUUCAUUUGAAAUGGUUCAGCGGCACUAAUGAUCCCUGGAAUACCUGAAAUUUAUGCUCCGAAUGCCUUAAAUAUCAUUACUCAGUUCCUGUAUGGAUCCGGAUGGAAUAUUUAUUGAAGAAUGCUUGUUUAUCCAGUGAAGCAAGCAAGUGUGCAUAUUUACUGUAUGCAAUCACGGCAAUGUUGGCAGGAUACCCAUUUCUGCUGUUGUAUGACACCAUUUGCUUGCACCAGGUCCUUGUAGCCUUGCGGUUACUGGUGGCUAGAAACUACUUCUCUUGAGUAAUCUUAAUCCGGUCUUGUUGCUCAUGGAUUUCCCAAGCUGGGGUCUUGAGGGCUUAAAUACAUGUGCUUCAAUACCAUCUCCCUGGUGAAACUUAAGUUGGUCGAAUCAGAUCAUCAAAAAUCUACUGCCGAGAAGAAUUGGGAUUUCGGUCGAAACGGCCAAGAGCUUACCCUAUUCUCCCGAUCCCAACUUAUGUAACUUGCAAAAGUUCUUAGCCAGAAGAUCAAUCUCAAUUUUAUCAGAACUCAUGAACUAUCUUCAAUGUAUUAUCAGAUAAGCUGAUGGAAGUGUGUUGAUAUAAAAUUAAAUGUAAAGGAAGUAGGAAUAUGAUUCUGUGCU
Cucurbita pepo subsp. pepo (vegetable marrow) is the source of this 2664-nucleotide messenger RNA. The record is from RefSeq and is a predicted model, not a curated record. Lineage: Eukaryota; Viridiplantae; Streptophyta; Magnoliopsida; Cucurbitales; Cucurbitaceae.